This is a messenger RNA of Blastomyces gilchristii SLH14081, 1575 nucleotides long. RefSeq lists its product as uncharacterized. The record is from RefSeq and is a predicted model, not a curated record. The transcript has 2 exons. The coding region runs from base 1 to 363 and encodes 120 amino acids. NCBI's taxonomy places the organism in Eukaryota, Fungi, Ascomycota, Eurotiomycetes, Onygenales, Ajellomycetaceae.
AUGGUUUACCAGGGCCGUGUCACGACAUAUAAUUUUCGAAAACGUGAUAGUUACUAUACUUAUUCCUCUCGGCUGGUGGGUUUGAAGUUUGAAGUCGCCAACGGACCAGAACCACCCAUAUUGGAGAGUGACUUGUCCAGGGCCAUAUAUGACGACGACAUUUAUGCCCCAGAACCUGAUUCCCAAGGCGGUUUUCUCCCAGGUUUAUUUGUAUCAGGCCAGCCACCCAACCUAGUACUGGAAGUUCACGGUACCUCCGUUUCCAAAAGCCGCCGGCCUGUUGUUGCUGUGAACGAAUGGGAUCACGGGAACGGCCUGUCCGAGGUUUUAUCCAGCCUUGUUCGAUAUCCUUCAAUGGCCUGAUUUGUCUUUAGCUUUCCAAGAAUUAUCUGGAUUGCCGUCCUCAACAGGCGGUCAACGAGCAACAAGAGCGAGGGAAAGAAGAAAAGAGAGAAGAAGAAAAAGAACGAGGCUCCAACCACUCCAAGUUUACGGAAUACAUACUUACGGAAUUUCUCCCCCUCUCCAGAACCAAGGAACACACCCUGUACGUGGCGUAUUUCAAAGCGGUCACCGCAGUUCCAUGGUAGUUAUAUCCAUUCGAGGCUGGCAAAAAGGUUGGUUGGCGGCGCCACCAAGGCGAAAUGAGCCAGAAGUUAGCUUUUCUUCCAACAGGCCAAAAAAAAAAAAAAAAAAAAAGCAGAAAGGAUAAAAAACCAAACCGCUGAAUUGACCUGCUCACUCGUCAGAAUCUCGCACCCGGACCCCAGUUAGCCGAGAUGUGCAUUCGAGUUGGAGAUUCAAGGCCCUAAAGCACGCCAAUGAACCUCUCUCUGGAGCCUACUCCGACCUUCCCUGCAUAUCAAGUUAACAAUAAUAGGCGGCAAAACGGACCGUAUGAUUGCCGCAAGCACAGCACAGCAACAAAUGGCCCUAAAGCGCGGCCUAACCCGCGCUACUUGUUAGUUCUUCGAGGCGGUAAUUAUUAUUCUGUCAAACCUGAAACAUCGCAUCGCCAACUCAUCUGAUAGCCGGGUCUGGGUCGAGAUGAAUGGGUUGCUACAGACUGGAGCAAAGAGAAGACAAUUCCGCGGUGAGCAAUUUGGCCGGCCUCUGUCCAAAUCACCUGGAGGCUUCAUCUCCCUCACCGGGUGUCAAAACCCAUAACACUUAUCUCGAGGUCUGCUAACUGUCACACUUGCUCUUCAGUUCUUUGGUUGGCACCUGCAUUCUCCAACAGUCAUUGUAACGAUCAACACCUAUCUUUUCGUUGCGGUUGUGCAACAAAGCCCCAAGGCAACGUGGUGAUUGAGAAAGAGAUGUUGAGCUGAGAGUUACUCAUUCGUUCUCUCUGGUUCUUCUGAUAUUUGAUACUAUUUUUGUUCUGUUCAUGAGGCGUGUAUCUUUCUUUUCAUUUUGCCAAUGAACAAUACAGAACGGUCACGGAACCCGCGCUAGAACGAUACGGCUCAAAAUAUUACAUCUAGUAUAUGUAUGUAUGUACUGUACUGACACUACGUACGAAACCGGUCAUGAAAUAUAAAAUACAUACAUCCCUUGGUCCCCGUACCCGGG